AUGGAGGACAAGAAAGCAAAUAUAAUCGCUAUUUCAACUAUCAUUGUACUGACCAUCUGUAUCAUAAUUGCCCGUGUUUUUCUAAAACUUUCAAGACCUUUCUUCCUAAUUGCAGGGGCAAAUAGUGCAGUGAUCCUUGUAGUCUUUUCAUACCUGAUAAUCAGAAGACGAUGCAAACGUAGAAGACAGUUGUUAGAGAGUCAAUUAGUUUCUCAAGGUAGCGAGCUUCGAAUUGAGUACAGUUUUCUUAGAAAAGUUUCUGGGGUUCCUACCAUUUUUCAAUACAGGGAGCUUGAGGAAGCUACCGAAAAUUUUCAGGCAUUGCUUGGCCAAGGAUCGUCAGCUUCAGUUUUUAAAGGUAUCCUGAGUGAUGGAACUUCUGUUGCUGUGAAGCGGAUUGAAGGAGAGAAGCAUGGAGAGAAAGAAUUUCGAUCAGAAGUUGCAGCAAUUGCUAGUGUGCAACACGUACAUCUCUUGCGCCUUCUUGGAUAUUGUAUUAUGGCUGGAGGGCCUCGUUUCCUCGUUUAUGAUUUUAUCUCCAAUGGAUCAUUGGAUUGUUGGAUUUUCCAAGGAAGAGGAAAUCGGAACCAGCCCAGAGGGUGUUUAUCAUGGGGCUUAAGGUAUAGAGUUGCCAUUGACGUCGCCAAGGCACUUUGUUACCUUCAUCAUGAUUGUCGCUCAAGGAUCUUGCACCUUGAUAUCAAGCCAGAAAACAUACUUCUGGAUGAGAAUUACGGAGCAAUUGUGGCAGAUUUUGGCCUUUCAAAGUUAAUGGGAAGAGAUGAGAGUAAAGUUUUCACAAAUAUUAGAGGGACUAGAGGUUACUUGGCUCCAGAAUGGUUCUUGGAGCAUGGAGUUUCAGAAAAAUCUGAUGUCUAUAGUUAUGGGAUGGUUGUUUUGGAGAUGAUUGGAGGCCGGAGAAAUGUUUGCUUGGUGCAAAACGGCAAUGACAGAUCUCAAAGGAAAUGGCAGUACUUUCCAAAAAUUGUCUAUCAGAAAAUGAGAGAAGGAAAGCUUAUGGAAGUGGUUGAUGAUAGGCUAGCUGAAAGUAGAGGUGUUGAUGAGAGGGAGGUAAGGAGAUUGGUAUUUAUAGCUUUCUGGUGCAUCCAAGAGAAGGCUCGGCUUAGACCUAGCAUGGGUCAAGUGGUUGAGAUGCUUGAAGGCCAUGUGCCUGUGGAGGAGCCCCCGAUACCCAAAUGA
Molecule: messenger RNA, 1200 nt
Organism: Dovyalis caffra
Lineage: Eukaryota; Viridiplantae; Streptophyta; Magnoliopsida; Malpighiales; Salicaceae
Source: the annotation of a GenBank genome assembly